This is a messenger RNA of Crotalus tigris (Tiger rattlesnake), 1991 nucleotides long. RefSeq names its product olfactory receptor 5AN1-like. The transcript is spliced from 2 exons. Gene Ontology annotation, molecular function: olfactory receptor activity; G protein-coupled receptor activity. Gene Ontology annotation, cellular component: membrane. The record is from RefSeq and is a predicted model, not a curated record. The coding region runs from base 247 to 1227 and encodes 326 amino acids. Lineage: Eukaryota; Metazoa; Chordata; Lepidosauria; Squamata; Viperidae. Gene Ontology annotation, biological process: G protein-coupled receptor signaling pathway.
UAAAAAAAGAAAAAAGAAAAAGAAAAAAGAACUAAGCAAAAUAUCUUUGAUAUGUCUACCUUUCGUGUAUUUUUAUCUGGGGAUGAUCCAUUCCCAAUUGGUUUUCUCUGCUCUGCUACAAAUAGUAGUAUGAAUUUAUCCUUUUUAAUUAUCUUGCUCAAAGAAAGCCUCUUGCACAUUUAGAUGAGGGUGCCAAAGAUACAGAGUGUUUUUCUACUGUAAAAGAACUAUUUCCUGCAAGAUCCUAUGGUUCUCAAAUCAUCUCAAAUAGAAAACCAAACUGCAAUAAUGGAGUUUAUUUUGUUGGGACUCUCAAAUGAUCCAUACAUAGAGGAUUUUCUUCUUCUUUUGAUUAUGAUCAUAUUUGUACUCACUAUCCUGGGAAAUAUAAGUGUUAUAUUAGUGAUCAGGUCUGAGCUUCACUUUCAAACCCCCAUGUUCUUCUUUCUCAGCCAUUUAGCUUUUGCUGACAUCUGCUAUUCUUCAGUAACUGUUCCCAAGAUGCUGGCAAACUUUAUUACAAAUCAGAAAACCAUUUCUUGGGAAAGAUGCAUUGCACAGAUUGCUUUCUUUUUACAAAUUGCUGCUGCAGAGGUCUUCAUCCUCUCAGCAAUGGGCUAUGAUCGAUAUGUUGCUAUAUGUGAUCCCCUGAAUUACAGCAGAUACCUGACAAGAGAAAUAUGCAUUAAAAUGGUGGGUGGAGCUUGGCUUCUUGGAUUAUUUCAUGGUAUACUGAAUGCAGUACCUUUGCUAAAUCUCCAUUUUUGCGGCAACAAUAUAAUCAGACACUAUACUUGUGAACUUCCUUCCCUCUUGGCAUUGUCGUGUGCAAAUACCUUCACAAAUUAUAUUGUUCUUCUAAUAUCUGUGAUGGUAUUUGGUUCUGGCUCAUUUCUCAUCACACUUGUCUCUUAUAUUUACAUCAUUUUAACUAUUCUGAAAAUUAAAUCAUCAGUAGGCAGGCAGAAAGCUUUUUCCACAUGUAGCUCCCAUCUUAUUGUCCUGUGCUUAUUUUACAUUUCAGGUUUGUUUCGCUAUAUGAAGCCAAGUUCAGAAUCCUUCAUGGAUUUGGAUAAAAUUAUCUCUAUUCAGUAUAGCAUCUUAACUCCUAUGUUAAACCCCAUCAUCUACAGCCUGAAAAACAAAGAGAUGAGAUCUGGUCUAGAGAAACUAUUUGGAAAGAUGAGGCCCAUUCUUUACCCAUUAAAUAAUGUUCAUAAUUUCUGAUUUAAAAUCUGCAUAGCAUCACCAAUGAGAAUUAAUGAUAAUAAUUAAUGACACAGCAAGAGUGUGACAUGCUGUUUCCACCAAAUCCUCACUUUUGUUAGUAAAAUUAUGCUCCGAUAUGAGAGUAUAUGGACUUCUUAUUGAGUCUUCUGUAAUAGUGGGAGAUAAUUCAAAGUAAGCAAGGUAGUCUUACUCUAAUAUCCUUCCGAACAGUUUAUUUAAAGUAUAAGGAUGAAAAUAUGAUAUUUUUUUAAAAAAAUUGUUUCUUCUUACAAUAUGUAUCUCUGUGUCUCACUGUCUUUUUAACUUUGAAACAUGCAAUGUAAUACAUUCCAAUAUGCAUUUCAUUUUAUGUAAUUGUAUAAGAAUCAGGCGGCAGGGUUAAAAGAUCCAAUAUAUUCUACACCCUAAUAUGGUUAGUACAUUUAUUUGGAAAGUUGGGAUAUAUUAUUUCAUAUCAGAAUUUAGGAUAGUACAAUACUACAUGCUGUUUAGAAAACCCAUCAGUUUUAUAGCUCCCCAUGGCUGUCACUGAAAACAUUCCUAGUAAUUGCAUUGUAUACAUUCAUCAUGCAGCUAUUUUUCAGUUGUUUCUGCUAUAUUGGCAGUAGUUCUAGUCAAAUUCCAUAUAUUCAGCCUCACAUGGAUAGCAGUCACGUUUAGCAAGCAUUUUAUGUGCUUUGUGAGUUACCUUAAUUUUAUUAUAAAUACUUUGAAGAUGUAUUCUUUGUUAUUUGUUGAUAAAUAAAGGACUACUGACCAAC